Messenger RNA from Scatophagus argus, 4350 nucleotides. Its product is annotated as phosphatidylinositol 4-phosphate 5-kinase type-1 alpha-like. The record is from RefSeq and is a predicted model, not a curated record. The coding region runs from base 270 to 2027 and encodes 585 amino acids. Lineage: Eukaryota; Metazoa; Chordata; Actinopteri; Scatophagidae. Gene Ontology annotation, biological process: phosphatidylinositol metabolic process. The transcript has 16 exons. Gene Ontology annotation, molecular function: phosphatidylinositol kinase activity.
AAGUUCUGUUCUUUCUUUGGUUAGCAGCGCAGAACACAAAACUGAUGCUUCCGCACUGCUUCCUUGUUUAUUAGUUUUGGGGAAAACAGUACCUUUAGAAGACAAAACCCUAAUUGUUCUUUCUCUGGAAACGGCGGGAACUCAUCCACAAGAUUUUCGAACUCCCAGAUAUCUGAAGUGCUCUCACAGAAGAAGCUGUCCACUUUUGAUUUCCAGGAGUAAAUAGGGAUCUGAGUUUCACCACAACCAAGUCUGAGUUUCUGGUCUGAAUGGCCACAGCUGCAGAUGAGCCUCCAGGGCUGCAGGGCCCCUCUGGCUAUUCGCCUGGAACUCGAAAAAAUGCUUCACCCGAGGGUCCAAGCACCAGCAUGUCUCAGACCAUGAAAAAGACUAUUGGCCAUCGUGGAAUCGAUCCCACUGGGGAGACAACAUACAAGAAGACAACAUCAUCGGCCCUGAAAGGUGCUAUCCAGUUGGGCAUCACGCACACUGUUGGCAGCUUAAGUCAUAAACCUGAGAGAGACGUGCUGCUUCAGGACUUUGAAGUUGUGGAAAGCAUCUUCUUUCCCAGUGAGGGCAGUAACCUGACACCAGCCCAUCACUAUGGAGACUUCAGGUUCAAGACGUACGCCCCAAUUGCCUUUCGCUACUUCAGGGAGAUGUUUGGCAUUCGGCCUGAUGAUUACAUGUACUCUCUGUGCAAUGAGCCGCUGAUCGAGCUGUCAAACCCUGGGGCCAGUGGAUCUCUCUUCUACCUCUCUAGUGACGACGAGUACAUCAUUAAGACAGUGCAGCACAAAGAGGCCGAAUUUCUGCAGAAACUGCUUCCAGGAUACUUUAUGAACCUGAACCAGAACAAGCGGACCUUACUACCAAAGUUUUAUGGACUGUACUGUGUCCAGGCAGCGGGGAAGAACAUCCGCAUUGUAGUCAUGAACAAUCUACUCCCGAGCUCAGUACGAAUGCAUCUCAAGUAUGAUCUUAAAGGCUCCACCUAUAAGCGACGAGCCUCAGCUAAAGAGAGAGCUAAGAAAGUGCCCACGCACAAGGACCUGGAUUUCAUGCAGGACAUGCCUGAGGGCCUGUUAAUGGAGGGGGACAAGUACAGUGCUGUUUGCAAGACCAUCCACAGAGACUGUCUGCUUCUGCAAAGUUUUAAGAUUAUGGAUUACAGCCUUCUAAUGGGAGUCCACAAUCUAGAUCAGGCUUGUCGAGAGCAGGCCAGCGAAGAGGCGGUAGCUGGGGCUGCGGACCAAAGGAGGCCACAAAUCCAAAAGUCGCUGUACAGCACUGCUAUAGAGGCCAUCCAGGCUGAGGCAGGGAACAUGGGAUCUCUGGACACAGAGGACAAAACUGGAGGCAUCCCAGCACGAAACUCUAAAGGCGAGCGGCUGCUGGUGUAUAUCGGUAUCAUUGAUAUUCUGCAGUCUUAUAGAUUUGUAAAGAAACUUGAACACUCCUGGAAAGCUCUGGUCCAUGAUGGGGAUACGGUAUCGGUACACAGACCGGGUUUCUACGCAGAACGAUUUGAGAAGUUUAUGUGCGGUGUAGUCUUCAGGAAGAGCUUAUUAAAGACCUCCCCAUCUAAGAAGCGUCGUGCAGUGUCACAUGGUCCUUUGAAAAAGGCAGCUGGCCCUGGGACUGCUCUGUAUAACAGCAGCAACAACCAGCACCAUCUACUCCAACAACAAGUCAGUUCUGAGACCAAAGAAGACUCUGAAGGAGACAAUGUCAUGCCGUCAGGUCGUCCUGACCUCCUCCCAAAGACUUUGCUUCCCAGCAGCACUGUUGGCAACACUUCUGAAACUGCCGUCGAUGUCUCCCCGGGGAAACCUGGAUUUGCUCCCACAAGUCAGCCUCACUCUCAGGAUACCAGCAGGUCAGUGGGAGUUGAUUUAAACAACCCAGUGAGCAAAGACCAGGAGCACAGCACCCCCAAGAGAGAGGCUCUUGAUGAAAGUAUUGGUGCUGAGGAUGUUAUCUCACUCAGUGACAUCGUUCCUAAUGCAAGCAAAUGCUCUGUCUAGAUGUGGGGCGGACCAGUAGACUGAACUGUAACGAGCGUGGAGGUUGUUUUGAGCAUGGAGGAAAUGGAAAACUCCCCUUGGUGUGAUUCAAGGUUCCAGAUUGGAAAAGGUUAAAGAGUGUAUCAACAAGACUAAGUAGGAUAUUAAAUGUUCUUGUUUUUGUUGAUUUUGCACUUUGAUUUCCAAAUCUCAACAUGGUAUGAACACGUAAGUGGGUGGUUGUGGUGUGACACUAGUGAUUGCAGGUACAUUAAUGCUGUGGGUAUGGAACACUAUUAUUCAUCUUGUAGGAAUGCACAACCAAACAUUUUUGAUACUGAUGUGCUCAACUCAGUCAGCAUUUGAUGUAGAGUGUAACACUAGGACACGAGAACAGAACUUUUUCAUUCAUAGUUUCUUGAAGUUCAUAGUUAUUCAGAAAUUUUCCAAAUUCCUGUAUGGAAUUCUGUCUACCAAACUGCUGGAGCACAUCCUCAUGCGUGCUUGGCUCUGUAAGUGUCCCGCCACCCAAAGGACAGAGCUAGAGGACUCUUCCUGCUAUAUGUUUGACUUAGAUGCUUUAAAGCAAAACUACAUUGGGACGAUGGUUUUAAAUAUAAACGUUUAUUUUUCAAAAAAAUGACUGUAGUCAUACAUGGUGAACUGCCAUUUUUAAAAGCUUACUCUGAAUGCAAAUAAUGCUGGAAAAAGAGAUGAGUUUGCAGUUUCUGUUUGACCAGCUGUUGUAAUGGACCUGUACUACUUUAUAGACUGUGAAUCCUAAAUGUCAUCUCUCACGUUCAGCUCAAAGGAUUAUUUCAAAUGGAGUUGUUUUUUUGUUUUUUGUUUUGUUUUGUUUUUUUUUUAUAAAUACUUGUACACUGUAUGAUCUGAUAUCAGUUUCAGGUUUAGUGUGUAGACUGGCUUAUGUCCAAAUGUGACCAAAGAACUGAUAUUCAGAUGGCUGUGGUCAAAGCACCACAAUAAAAGGUGACCCGGAGCCUGUCUCAUGAAGCAGGAUGAGUGAGUUAGUCGGCUAAGGACCUUGAGAUCGAGUUCAAACUGAGUUCUGUUAACGUUAAAAACAGGUUUUCCCAACAGUUGUGUCAGUUGCAUCAAACAGUAUAGGGUGAUUUUUAUUUCCUGAAAAGGCUAAAUGAGCAUCAACAGUUGAAAAGUUGAGAGAAUUAAGUCAACGUCAUUGACAAAGUCAAAGUUCAACAUGUUGAAUGAAAAACUGGAUUAACAAUAAAAUAUUAAAACUAAAACAGUGUUGAAAAAAUAGAUUUAUUUUUAUACAAAAUAUAACUGUUGUUUGGUAAAAGCACAUCAGCCACUGUUUCGCAGAACAAUGAAAUGUCAUUUUUAAAGCCGUCUUCCUGACAUGUAAUGUUAGCUAAACUAGCUAGCACUGGCUGAAUUUUGAGACAGGCAACUAUCAGCUAUCAUAUAGUUGCUAUUUUUUCACCAUCAAAACAUGGUGAUGGCUGCCUGGUGUAAAAGUACGAAAGACAAAACGUUUUUUUUGUAAUCACAAACCGGUAGACGUAGAAUUGGUGGUUCGAUUCAAGUGUUGCAGUGCUGUAACCUGAUGUUAUGGUUGGGUGACUUUAACUUGCCAAGUUGAACAGACUGUUUGAAAAAGUCGAGAUUUAUUAGAAUUAAUUUUUAGCCUGACAGCAUAAACGAAAUUGAAAGAUGUUCUAACUAUGCAACAGAAUGCUUUGUUCACUCCAUAUUCCUGAAUGAAUAGACUGUGCAAUACAUUAAAUAAAUUGAUCAUUUUUAGAACCAAAAUUAAAUGACCAAGCAUCAUUUGGGCAUUUUUAUACAUCCUGUAGAUGUGGAGGGUAUUUUAUUCUGUUGGCUGUAUUAUCAAAACUCAAUAUUUAAAGUGGAAUUGUGCCUUACUGUAAAAACUCCAAACCAGUUUCACAUGCAGCCUGUGAACCAAACAUGUAAGUUGUUAUAUGUAUUAUAGUAUUUAUUAUUGUAUGUGUUGCUCUGUUUCCAAAAUGUGUAUUAAUGGUGAUGAUGGAUUGAAAAUGUGCCUUUCUCUGGCACAUCAAGCCCUGUAUCUAAGACAUGCAACUCUAAGAGCUCAAAUCCUUUGUUCUUUGUGAUGAUUUAAAUUAUCAUCAUAACAACUGUUAACUGUAUUUUUUCUGUGCAUGUUAAUUCAUCUUCACUUGCUUUUGAAUUAUAUAGAAUAAAUGUUUGCACGUGGAAGAAUCACAACAAUGCCUUUUUACAGAAUGUGUAUUUAGGCAUUUUCUCUUUCUCUUUUGGGGAUGUCAUGGUUUUGUACACUUGUACCUGAAAUCAUUAAAGAAAAAAAGGCAUA